AUGGCUACCGGCUCAGCACGAUAUGUGCGAUACAUUCUUUUCGCCUUUUUCGGCCUUGCCGUAUUCUACUUCAUCUCCCACUCCAGCUACGAGGGCGUGAGACUCGAGAAUGGCGGCGCCAAGCCGCCAGCCGGCCAGCCAGGCCAGAACCAGGAAGCUGAGAAGGCUCCGGUCAAGCCUCAGGGUGAUGCGCCCAAGGUCGGCGAAAAGUACGACCCCAAGGAAUGGCCCAUGCCCAUGACCCCGAACGAGCCCGGUUGGAACGACCUCGUUGGCCUCGCCCCUGGCCCUCGCAUGAACGCAACCUUCGUCACCCUCGCCCGUAACCAAGAUGUUUGGGAUAUUGCCCGCUCCAUCCGUCAGGUUGAGGACCGAUUCAACCGCCGCUAUAACUACGACUGGGUCUUCCUGAACGACAAGCCCUUCGAUGCCACCUUCAAGAAGGUCACUUCAUCUCUCGUCUCCGGCAAGACCAUCUAUGGCGAGAUUCCCAAGGAACACUGGUCCUUCCCCGAGCACAUUGACCAGGAGAAGGCCCGCAAGGUUCGUGAGGACAUGGCUCAGCGCAAGAUCAUCUACGGCGACUCAGUGAGCUACCGCCACAUGUGCCGUUUCGAGUCUGGAUUCUUCUUCCGCCAGCCAGCCAUGCUGAACUACGACUACUACUGGCGUGUGGAGCCCUCCAUUGAGCUGUUCUGCGAUAUCCACUACGACCCGUUCCGCUUCAUGAAGGAGAACAACAAGAAGUACAGCUUCGUUUUGAGCUUGUACGAGUACGUCGAGACUAUUCCCACGCUCUGGGACAGCACCAAGAAGUUCAUGAAGAACCACCCCGAGCACAUUGCUGAGGGUAACUCAAUGAGCUUCCUCAGCGACGACGGUGGUGACACCUACAACAAGUGUCAUUUCUGGUCCAACUUCGAAGUCGGCGACCUCAACUGGCUGCGCUCCAAGGCCUACAUCGACUAUUUCGAGUCCCUUGACGCUGACGGCGGUUUCUUCUACGAACGAUGGGGAGAUGCGCCUGUGCACUCGAUUGCUGCCGGCCUCAUGCUUCCCAAGGAACAGAUUCACUUCUUCAACGACAUUGCCUACUAUCAUGUUCCCUUCACUCACUGCCCCACUGGUGAGAAGGUUCGUCUCGAGAGGCGCUGCCACUGCAAUCCCAAGGACAACUUCGACUGGAAGGGCUACUCUUGCACAAGUCGCUUCUUCGAGACCAACGGUAUGGAGAAGCCUGAGGGUUACGAGAACCAGCAGGAUUAA
Messenger RNA from Colletotrichum truncatum, 1266 nucleotides. The record is from RefSeq and is a predicted model, not a curated record. NCBI's taxonomy places the organism in Eukaryota, Fungi, Ascomycota, Sordariomycetes, Glomerellales, Glomerellaceae.